AUGUCGAAGUCCAUCGUUGGAACCCUUCCCUACCCUUCCCGGUUCGAUCAGAAAGCGACCACUAAGUCUGGCAAGCCUGGGCAAAUCAGUGAUGAGAGCAUCACGCUUCCCAAUGUCCGCGGUCGCACCCCAUCUCUCCAGGCAUCUCGCCUGCGCACAAUGAUGCUCGAAGCCUACCGCGACCCAUUCAAGACCCUCGCACACGCCUGCAGCUACGAUGGUCUAUCUUCUCGUCUUGUUGAGGAAGCCGGCUUUCCCAUGAUCUUCCUCGCCGGUUACCCUUGUGCAAGCUUUCUUUGUGGUGAAAGGGCAAGUGAAAACAGGAUUUCCUAUCGGCAGCCAUAA
Molecule: messenger RNA, 345 nt
Organism: Alternaria arborescens
Lineage: Eukaryota; Fungi; Ascomycota; Dothideomycetes; Pleosporales; Pleosporaceae
Exons: 2
Coding region: 1-345 (114 amino acids)
Molecular function (GO): catalytic activity
Source: RefSeq, a predicted model, not a curated record